This is a messenger RNA of Epithele typhae, 702 nucleotides long. Its product is annotated as acetoin reductase family protein. Gene Ontology annotation, molecular function: oxidoreductase activity, acting on the CH-OH group of donors, NAD or NADP as acceptor. The transcript has 9 exons. NCBI's taxonomy places the organism in Eukaryota, Fungi, Basidiomycota, Agaricomycetes, Polyporales, Epitheliaceae. Bases 1 to 702 code for a protein of 233 amino acids. The record is from RefSeq and is a predicted model, not a curated record.
AUGUCCCUCCCUCGCCGCGUCGCAAUUAUCACCGGGGCUGCCGAGGGCAUCGGCCGUGCGGUCGCCCGCCGCCUCGCGCGCGACGGCUACGACCUCGGCCUCUUCGACCUCCCGCGCGCGGCCCCACGCCUCGCCGACCUCGCCGACACCGUCCAGCGCGAGCACGGCGCCAAGGUCACGCUCGUCCAGGGCGACGUCACACGCGAGAAGGACGAGCGCGGGGGUUUAUACGCGAUGAUCGCGAACGCGGGCGUGGCCGUGAAUAUGCCCCUCCACGAAACCCCGACGUCGGAGCUCGACCGGAUGCUUGACCACGCCGUGCGGCAGAUGCUCGCGCAGGGCACCGGCGGGCGCCUCGUCGGCGCCGCGUCCCACGCCGCGUACUGUGCGGGCAAGUUCGGCGUCCGUGCGCUCACCCAGUGCGCCGCGAUGGACUACGGCAAGCACGGAAUCACCGCGAACGCGUACGCCCCGGGCGCGAUUGAGACGGCGUUGUUGGACAACCUGGACGCGUACCAUACCGCGAAGUCCGGCGAGAAGCGGGGGUCUUGGGCGCGCUGGGUACGUCGAGAAGCGCGCGGCGUCGGGGGCGGUCGGGCUAAUUGGGAUGUCCGAGAUGUCGCCAAGCUGGUGUCGUGGCUGGUCUCAGACGAGGCCGCGUUCGUGACCGUAAUCGUUGAUGGUGGCAUGGUGUUCGACUGA